CUACUGGCUUACUGCAUCACUGACUCUACCGGUAAAUAAAUAAUCAGGGGGUCGUUUGGCGGAUUGCAGAACAGCUGAAACAGCGAGUAGGGAAGAAAAAGGUUGAAAACUACUUUCAGAGUUCCGACCGGCUGCUGCCGCCGCUACCUGAGGAGAUGGCACUAUUGAUGGAGAAAGGGUCCAAACCCACUACGGAUUCCGAGGUCAGUGACCUUGAAGGUAUCGCCGCUCUCAAACAGUCUACUGCUGUCGAGCUCAAGGAGCAAGGUAACCAGUAUGUAAAGAUGGGAAAGAAACAUUAUUCUGAGGCCAUUAACUGCUACACGAGAGCAAUAAACCAGCAAGCUCUUACCGACUCCGAGACCUCUCUUCUGUACUCAAAUAGAUCCCAUGUUAAUCUACUUCUGGGAAACUAUAGGCGUGCUAUUAUGGAUGCUGAAGAGGCAAUUAAGCUUUGCCCCAGCAAUGUUAAGGCAUUCUAUCGUGCUGCCAAAGCAUCGCUGUCCUUGAAUUUGUUGAGUGAAGCAAAAUCUUUUACCGAGAAGGGACUAGAGCUAGAUUCAAGUAACGUUGAACUGGAGAAACUUGUUAGGCAGAUAAGUGCACUGAAGAUGGAACAGGAUAAGCAACAGGCUGAGAUUAACAAGGCCCUAGCAGUGGCUAAGGAUCUCGUUUCAGCAUUUGGAGACAGAGGGUUGAAGAUGGGCAAAGCUAUGUAUCGAGAACUUACUGGUUUGAAGAAACCUGUGUUAGAUAAGAAUAAGAUUAUGCACUGGCCAGUUCUUUUUCUCUAUGCAGAGGUUAUGUACAGCGACUUCAUUGAAGAUUUCUGUGAGAUGGAUACAUUUUCCAUGCAUCUCGACAUGAUAUCCUUAUCCUCCUAAAAUUGGCUGAUUUUAUCUUGCUUUUUUAUGCUUUAUCGAUCUAUCCAUACAUCAUCUAUGACAUCCUUAGCUUUCAAACAUGUAUUCAGAAAGUAGUCCACCGUUACCCUGGGAUACAGAAAAUAAUUAUACUCGUGAAGAAAUUGAACUUUACUAUGAGGUACACUAUCUAGUGUAGUUUGCUUUGGUCCAUCAUCCUCAACUCUGACUGCCAGUUUCUAACCUUUAUGUCACUUACUCAUCAGGCAGGUUCUGGGGUUUAUCUUCCAGAGACUAAAGUUCUUCAAUAUCUGCUAGAAGGGACAGCUGGUGCUAAUAUCGAGUGUGAAAAAGAAGAGAAGGAUACAAGUGAGCAUGGCUUUUCAAGAGGUUGUAUUCUCUUACCAUCUUUGCUCUUUACUUGCCCUUUGUUUUUAUCAUAACCGUGUGGGCACCUAGAAAUCUACUGCACUAAAACGAUAGAUCCAUGUAGCAUAUUGUCACAUAAAAAUUCUGUUGCCUAGGUGUGUUUUAAGUUUGCUCAAGAGAAAUAGAGCUGCAGGAAUUUAGAAGAAAAUAGAGGAAAUUAGCGUACUUUGACAGAGGUAGGAUGGGGGAAGCACCACCACGCCGUGAUAAGGUCGGGUAACUUACUGUGACAACCUCCUGCCACAAGGAAGACUCUUCUAUAGUUCUGAAAAAUUAUGAAAAUCUGGUAAUUAGAAACUGACAUACAAGCCUUAUUACAAAGAGAGGCUGUUAGCAACAUAGUUGUUUACUAGAACUAGGUAAUGGAAAUUUUGCAUCUUCCUUAAGGUUGGUCAGCAGCUGACUCAGCUCUUCGAGCCUCGAGAGUGUUCUUAACAACAAAACAAGUUGUUUCAUCUCAUCUUAAUUCCCAUAACCACUCAUUGAUUUCCUUCUCACUCUCUUCGUUCCUGAAUGUAUGGUGAUGGUUGUUGCUCAUUUAAAUUGGGCAUAACCUUUUAUUGUGUUACCAAAACGAGAGCUAGAUCUUCGUGGUCCUUGGACUUUUCAUGCUUUAAGUCCUUUCAAUAUUGGUUUGAUCUGCGAGAUUUUAAUUUCCCAAUUUCAAUAAAGCAAAUCAUUCUUGAUGCAAAAACCUUGUUAUCAUUGUUCUCAGGAGACGCCAUUACUAAGUGGGUCAAAGUGCACGAAACGAGAAAGCUUCUUGACGUGAUUCAAGAACCUGGCUUCAUCAUCUCAGAAAUCCCAGGUCUGCUUUAAGCUCCUGGACGAAUGCUUUUCAAAUUAUGUUUUUAUCUUUUGAGUGCUUAAAAUUUUUCUUGCUAGAAGAAUAUCAGAAAGAUUGACCUUUUUGCCGUACUUGUCAGCUGCUCACCCUAUUUGCCUCCUGCACUCUAUGCAGUUUUCUACGUCGUUUCAAAGCGCUCCAGCUUCUAUGAAAAGUUCAAAGCUGGAAAAUGGAGACUUCCCUGAUAUGCUUAGUUUUGCUCAAGAUGGCAAGUAAUGUGGUUUAGAUACACAAUGCGAUGUAAAGAGCUACGAGCGCCAUUGACAGGGACACCCAUGGGACAUUCAUUGCUGUUACCAAGGGACGGGACUCGAUUUUACAAAGAAGAGCACUGUCCAGAAUCCAGAUCCAUUGGCCUCACACAGGGAAACAAGCAUAUCUAUAGGUGCUAGCAGGUGGUAUUCUGUUGUGAUAAUGUAAGGGUUACGAUCGCAACAAAGAACAAUCAAAUGUAGGAAUUUCGUGUUGCCGUCUAUUUGCCUCUAAUCGUUUGACGAUUCGGGAUAAUUGGUUCCAAUUUCCAAACCAGUAGCAUAUCGAAGUUUAAGCUAGGUGAAUCCUUCAUUCCAUGUACUGAGGAAUUUAUGAAAUGAGCUUCAUGGUCUGUGCUCACCGAAAUCAUUUAAGAAUUGUAUGACCAUUUUGAUUACCAGACGAACUUGUGUGACCAUGUUUGACAAAUACCUAGUAUUGGGGAUUGCUAUUCGUCGCUCUAAAACUCAUUAUUCGUCGCCCUAAUUAUGUUAAAUUUACUUUAAUGUCCUCAAUUUAUUUUUGUCUUUCGGAACACUUAAACGCUAAAAUUGAAUCAAUAAAACAAAAUUCUCCAAUACAACCUGUCCGGGCUCGCCGGCUGCGCGGAAUAAGUGUCGCCGAUAGUGACCGAUCAUCUACUUGAACUUCUUGGCCUUUAUCUCCAUCUGGUCACUACUUGGCUGCUUUGUACUUGAAAGAGUUUUCGAUCACUACUUGAACUUGACAGUGAAAGCUUCCCCUGCCUCCCAUUUCCAUUUCCCUUUACUUCUUCCUCUUUAUGCUCCGUCGCCGCCGCUGUGUUUCCAAAAAGCAACAGCCGGUCGGUGGGCUGGGGGAACGGCAGCGGCGGAUUGGGGAAUCGAUGUUUUUACACACUUCAGGCCGGCGAAUUGGGAGAUUCGCAGCGGGUGCCCAGCGCUCGGACACUUCCUCCUGCUUCUUCUUUCUCCUUCCUCAGCAAUUGCACCGGGUCGGUGGAUUUGGGGAAUCGCCACGGGUCGACUUGCUGGGGGAAUGGCCACGGCAGCGAAUCCGGCUGGUGGCAUUCUUUCUCCUUCUCUGCAAUGGUAGCGGGUCAGGCGGUCAGCGGCUGGGGAAAAACAACGAUGGUGGGUUGGGGGAACGGGAGGUGCGGCAGGUUGGGUGAACGGUGGCGGCGACUACCUGAAUUUGGCCUGUGGGAGGAAGUUAGGGGUUGGGGAUCGAUAUUGUAAAUAAGGGUAUAAACGUCAA
Messenger RNA from Linum trigynum, 3627 nucleotides. NCBI's taxonomy places the organism in Eukaryota, Viridiplantae, Streptophyta, Magnoliopsida, Malpighiales, Linaceae. The record is from the annotation of a GenBank genome assembly.